This is a messenger RNA of Acanthoscelides obtectus, 615 nucleotides long. NCBI's taxonomy places the organism in Eukaryota, Metazoa, Arthropoda, Insecta, Coleoptera, Chrysomelidae. The record is from the annotation of a GenBank genome assembly.
AUGAAGAAACCCGUCGAGGCAAUUCGAGAUAAGAAAAUGGGCUGGUUAUUGGCCUCAAAAAUAUUUGGUGUUCAGCAAGCAACUCAUCGCACGCAUCUUCUAGGCACUAAUAAAACUUUGGAGUCAAAUUCAAAAGCCCUUGGUUGUUGGAAAGCUACCUUUCUAUCUGAUGUGGAAAGCCAAUUAGUUCCGCAUAUAAAAUUCCUUGAUAGUCGGUUGUUCGGACUGACACGAGCAUCGGUACAAGAAUUAGCUGUUCACAUGGCUGAGAAAAACGGUUUUGCUCAUAUAUUUAACAUCCAAAAGCAAAAGGGUAGACAAGACUGGUUGAAUGGGCCUCUAAGACGUAAUAAACAUAUAUCUUUGCGCAAACCAGAAGCCACUUCAGCAGCUCGCGCUCAAGCUAUUAAUCGACCACAAGUCCAAAAGUCUUUUCAGUUGUACGGAAGCUUGCUAGAAUAUGAUGGAUAUACGCACCGUAUCUAUAAUCCUGAUGAAUCUGGGCUAUCUAAAGUACAAAAACCUGAGAAUAUUUUAGGUACCAAGGUAAGAAAACAAGUCGUAGUUAUAACUAGCGGAGAAUGGAGCAAACACCACUGUUGUUUGUUGCUUUAA